Messenger RNA from Danio aesculapii, 6141 nucleotides. It is a transcript of the gene prkacbb, whose product is annotated as protein kinase, cAMP-dependent, catalytic, beta b. The transcript has 10 exons. The coding region runs from base 240 to 1295 and encodes 351 amino acids. The record is from RefSeq and is a predicted model, not a curated record. Gene Ontology annotation, biological process: peptidyl-serine phosphorylation. Gene Ontology annotation, molecular function: ATP binding; cAMP-dependent protein kinase activity. Gene Ontology annotation, cellular component: cAMP-dependent protein kinase complex; nucleus. Lineage: Eukaryota; Metazoa; Chordata; Actinopteri; Cypriniformes; Danionidae.
CAGCACAGAGGAAGAUUCCGGCUUAGCGAGUGAAGAUCGCGGCGAGAAAGUCAAGAGACUCCGCGAUCACCGUGGCGGAGAUCACAGCUCUCAUCCGCGGCACGGAAGCAGAAACCCCGCAGAGGGAUCACUCCCGUUACCGGACUCCCGGUGCUCCGCGAUAAGACCCGGCCUGAGGUGUCGAGUUCACGGAAGCUUUUCCCAAGGACUCGCCGAGGAUCGCCAGAGUCUCCCGCACUAUGGGAAACGCAGCGACCGCCAAGAAAGGCAAUGAACUGGAGAGCGUCAAAGAGUUCCUAGCCAAAGCCAAAGAAGAUUUCUUGAGAAAAUGGGAAUCGCCACAACAGAGCACAACUUGUUUAGAUGACUUUGACAGACUGAAGACACUGGGCACGGGAUCUUUCGGGCGAGUCCUGUUGGUUAAACACAAGGCUUCAGAUCAGUUCUAUGCCAUGAAAGUCCUGGACAAACAAAAGGUGGUGAAGUUGAAACAAGUGGAGCAUACGCUAAAUGAGAAGAGAAUAUUACAAGCAGUUUCCUUCCCAUUCCUCGUCAGAUUGGAAUAUGCCUUCAAGGACAACUCUAAUUUGUAUAUGGUGAUGGAGUAUGUACCAGGAGGAGAGAUGUUCUCGCAUCUUAGACGAAUCGGGAGGUUUAGUGAACCACAUGCACGGUUUUAUGCUGCACAGAUCGUCCUGACCUUUGAGUACCUCCACUCACUAGACCUCAUCUAUAGAGACCUGAAACCUGAAAACCUACUUAUUGACCAGCAUGGAUAUAUACAGGUAACAGACUUUGGAUUUGCGAAAAGAGUAAAAGGCAGAACCUGGACAUUAUGUGGAACUCCAGAGUAUCUGGCGCCUGAGAUCAUCCUCAGCAAGGGAUACAACAAAGCUGUGGACUGGUGGGCCCUCGGCGUUCUCAUAUAUGAAAUGGCAGCUGGAUAUCCUCCAUUUUUUGCAGACCAGCCCAUUCAGAUCUAUGAGAAAAUUGUGUCUGGAAAGGUACGCUUCCCGUCGCACUUCAGUUCAGAUUUGAAGGAUCUGCUGAGGAAUCUGCUGCAGGUGGACCUAACCAAGCGCUUCGGCAACCUGAGGAAUGGUGUCAAUGAUAUCAAAAACCACAAAUGGUUUGCCACAACGGAUUGGAUAGCCAUCUAUGAGAGAAAGGUGGAGGCGCCAUUCAUACCAAAGUGCCGAGGUCCAGGAGACACAAGCAACUUUGACGACUACGAAGAGGAAGACAUCCGCGUAUCUGUUACAGAAAAAUGUGCAAAGGAGUUCUCCGAGUUUUAGUUACGGGACACAUCAACGCUAGACACAUGCAUGUAUACAUAUAUUCACCUAUAGCGGUAUAUGUAUACAUGCGUUUGUGUGUGUGCGCUUCACACCACACGUCAGACAAAGGGUUUCUUUGCACUCUAAAGACAUGGGAAGAGCAGAGAGCACAUCUACACCCUUCAGCGUCUCGUGUACUUCCUUCAUUCCAUCCGCUUUAGAGAGGUUUUUCACGCUCUUAAAACCAUCAUGCACUGGCACAUCUCUCGCAGUCACUCCCGUAUCGAUCCAUCUUUACGUUCUUCCCUGUUUCAAAGAUUAUUUUUGAAAGUAUGUUAAAAAGGGGAGGAAAAACACACACAAAAACACAAAAGGCCAAUUCAGCAUUGUUACGUGUUGUUUUUUUAAUGUUUCAUGGCACCGGCACACAGUGUUGUGAUUUCGAAGGCGUUUAUCUGCGCUUUCUGGCAUUUUUGGUGUUACACGUCUUUUUCGUUUUUCCGUUUUAGACCAAAACAACUGACAGUUUGUUUAUUAUUUUGUUACGUGUGCAUAUCUAUUGAUUUCAGAGUGGUUUUUUACUUGAUUUGAACCACCUUGUGUGUUGAACGCAUGACCAAAACCAUCGUGUUGUGAACGGCAGAGGAGGAGAUCGUAAAUCUUCGGACUUGCCUUAGAAAUCUGGAUAUUACCGAGCCCACAGAGCGAACGUUUUAGUCACCGUGAAGGUCCAGUCUCAUGCAUAUACUGACAGAUAAUGUUAGCAAUAUAAAAUCGAUCUUAUUUUACCACUUUUUGUGCAUUUUUUUUAGUCAUUAUACAAAAAAAAAAAAAGUUUUAUCAUGAAAUGUUGGAAUAGUGCACCCAGAAAUGAAAAUUACCCUAAAAUACUCACCUUCAAGCCAUUCUCUGUGUAUUUUUAUUGUCAGACGAGCACAUUCGUAGUAGUGUAAAAUUUUGUCCUGGCUCUUUUUUUACUGUAUAAUCAUGCUGGAUAGUGACUUUUAUUUUGAAGCUUGAAGGAAUGCAUUAAUUCAUCGUAAACGAACUCAUUCGCCACUAGGGGGUUAAUUCAUUUCGUAUGAAGAGGAUCAAUGUGUUUUUGCAUCAGAAAUAUUUCACAAUUUUUAUUUUAAACUCCAAUAAUUUCCGGCUGUGCUCGAAUGCACGUUAUGCGCGACUGACGUAAAUGACGUACAAUGUAAGUCACAUUCGUUUUGGAAGCUCUGCAGUUAGAUGCAUUUUUCGGGAAUCUCUUAUCACAUGGUUUACCACAGAAUAUAACGACGAACAAGAAAAUUGUUUCGAUUAAUGUUAUACAACAUAAUACUCUUAAGUUGACACAUACUAGCGUCUAACCAAACUUGCGUCGUGCAUUAUACGUCGUAUAUAUCAGUCGCACAUAACGUACAUUGAUUGCAAUAUGUAAUCGAAUAAUUAUGCAUAUUGUUGUCACAAAAACGCUUGAAUCAGCUUUAAGACUUGCGUUAACCACCUGGUGACGUAUUUGCUUAGUUUGACGACAGAUUUAAGCACUUUUUUUUGGAAGCUUCAAAAUAAAAGUCCCUUUCCAACACCAUUGUACUGCUAGGAUCUUAAACAAUGCAAGUGCGGCUUUUGUUCCAUAGUAAGGGCGACAAUUGAAUGCAUGUUAUGCAUGACUGACGUUUACAACGUUUAACGCAAUUAUGUUAGACGGGUAAACACACAUAUGUAGCAUUGCUAGAGAACGCCAAACCAAUAAAUAUUCUUGUUCGUCGUCAUCUUUAAAUGUAAAAAAAUUAAAUGCGUGACUGACGUAUAUGACGUAAAAUGCCAUAAGAAUGGUGGACGCAUGUACGUAGUAUUGUAAUUGUAAUAUACUGAAUAAUGUGAUACAGUAGCGCCAAACCAACAAAUUUUCUUAUUCAUCAUCAUCUUCUGACUGUUGUAGGUGGUUUCCAUGAGAUGCCUCUAUUCUUUCGCUAUUAAUACAUCAUGCAUUAUACGCCGUAUACGUCAGUCAUGAUAAUGUACAUCCGCCCACCACUGGAAGUCAAUGAUUCAAUUGCUUCAAAAUAAAAGACACUAUUAAAUUGCUAUAAUGUUUAAACGAUGCUCGUGCGGCUUUCGUUUCCAUAGUAACAGUUUGACGGCGCUCUUUAGGAUUGUUGAUAACUGGAAUAUUUCAAAAUUUUUAAUGAUAAAAAAAUGAAUGACGUUUACAAUGUUUGACACAAUUACGUAAGACGGGUAAACACACAUACCUGAUAUUGAAUGAGAACGUGAAACCAAUGAAUUUUCUGAAAGUCAACGACUAAAUUUGAGCAAAAUUGUAAAUAUUUUUCUUGCAAAAACACAUUGAUCUGCUUCAUAAGACAUGCGUUAAUUACCCGACAGCAUAUGCGUUAGUUUGACAACAGAUUUAUGCACAGAAAGCCUCGAUAAAUUAUCGGUACAUUUCAAUCUCUGACUUCAAUUGAAUACAUGUUAUGUGCAACUGAAGUUUGUGACGUUUAACGUAAUUACAUAAGACGGGUAUUGUAAGAAAACGCCAAACCAACAAAUUGUUUUGUUUAUCAUUGUCUUCUGUGGUAAACUGUUGUAAGUGGGUCCUGUGAGACAUGUCUGUUCUUCCACUAUUAAAAUGUCAUGCGUUAUACAUCGUGUACGUCAGUCACGCAUAUAACGUACAAUCGCCCACCACUGGAAGCCAAUGAUUAAAUUUUAGCAAAAUUGUAAAUAUUCCUGAUACAAACUCCCCCACCGUAUCUUCCCCCCCCCCCCUUCUGAAGAACUGCCUUCUUCAAAAAUCAGUAACUGCCUUCAGGCAACGGCCGAAUGCAUGUUAUGCGCGACUGACGUUUAACAUAAUUACGUAUGACAGGUAAACUCAUACGCGGUAUUGUUAGAGAACACCAAGCCAACUAAUUUUAUCGUUCGUUAUCAUCUUCUUUAGUAUGCAAAUUGAUAUAGGUGCUUCCCAUGAGACGUGUCUUUUCUUCCGAUAUUAAUACUCAUGCGUUGUACGUUGUAUACGUCAGUCGCGCAUAUAACGUACAUUUGACCACCACUGGAAGUCGAUGAUUAAAUUUUAGCAAAAUUGUGAAUGUUUUUGUUACGAAAACACAUCAAUCUGCUUCAUAAGACACGCAUUAAUGACCUGACAGCGUAUAGGUUAGUUUGAUGACAGAUUUCUGCAUUUUUUUUCAAAAUAAAAGUCCCUAUCUAACACCAUUGAAUUGCUAGAAUGUUGAAACAAUGCUUGUGCGGCUUUCGUUUCCAUAGUAACAGAUUGACGGGGCUCUCCAGGACAACUGGAAUUUUUCAAAUUUUUAAAUGAUAAAAAUCAGUAACUGCCUUCAGGCAACGGCCGAAUGCAUGUUAUGCGCGACUGACGUUUAACAUAAUUACGUAUGACAGGUAAACUCAUACGCGGUAUUGUUAGAGAACAUCAAACCUACAAAUUUUCUCGUUCGUUAUCAUCUUCUUUAGUAUGCAAAUUGAUAUAGGUGCUUCCCAUGAGACGUGUCUUUUCUUCCGAUAUUAAUACUCAUGCGUUGUACGUUGUAUACGUCAGUCGUGCAUAUAACGUACAUUCGACCACCACUGGAAGUCGAUGAUUAAAUUUUACCAAAAUUGUGAAUGUUUUUGUUACGAAAACACAUCAAUCUGCUUCAUAAGACACGCAAUAAUUACCUGACAGCGUAUAGGUUAGUUUGACGACAGAUUUAUGCUUUUUUUUUCAAAAUAAAAGUCCCUAUCCAACAACAUUGAAUUGCUAAAAUGUUGAAACGAUGCUUGUGCGGCUUUCGUUUCCAUUGUAACCAAUUGACGGUGCUCUCCAAGUUUGUUGUAAACAAUGAAAAUAUUUCAAUUUUAUAAUAAAAGUCCCUAUCCAACACCAUUAUACGAUAUGAAAGAGCCAGGAUAAAAUGUAAAACCUGUGUUCGUCUAACAAAAAAUAAAUGAAUUAGGAGUAAUUUUCAUUUUUUGAGGUCAACUAUUCCUUUCCGGAUUGGUUCACUUUGAUCAUUUCAGCAGUGCUGUUGUUUAUAAUUGGCUAUUUAAAGACACAGUUCACCCAAAAAUGUAAAUUCUGUCAUCAUUUACUCAUCUUUCACUUGUUUGAAACCUCUUUGAGUGUUUCUGUUGAACACUAAAGAAGACAUUUCGAAGAAUGCUGAUUGAUGGCACCCAUUGACUUCCAUUGUUUUUCUUUCUAUAGAUGUCGAUGGGUAGCGUUCACCAGAGUUUUAAAUACUAAAAUAUCUCUUUGGUGUCCAACAUAAGAAACUCAAAGGUUUUAAAUCACGCAAAGGGAAUAAUUUGUGCGCUAAUUAAAUUUUUGGGGUGAACUAUCCCUUUAAAAUGAAGAUAAACAGCGAAUGCAUUGGUGCAGUUGAGCUCGAUGAUCACAGCGAGGCACUUAUCAGUUACAUAUCAGUUACUUUUAUUUAUUUUUUGGGGUCACCAGUUUUAAUUCGUCAACGUUGAAGCUGUUUUGCAAAGUUCUCUCUUAACCGAAAAAAAUUGUAAAACUGCCAAAACGCCGUGUUGUCGUCUCCAUCGUUGCUGUUAUACUUCUGUCGUUCUUUUGUUUUUAUGACCGAAUGUAGUGUUGAAACUUCUAGGUAUGCAUAUUGUUUGAAGAGUUUGAAUUUUGAGGUACUUUCUCACAGACAUAUACUAAGAAAUAAUGUUACAAAGAGAGGAGGAAGAGGAGGAGGAGGAGAUGGGAAGAAGAGCGGGGGUUAGUGAGCCUCUUCUUUGUAUCACGUAUAAUCCAGUUAUUGUUCAGCUCAUAAUGCGUAUAUGCAUUAUUUCUUAUAAAUGUUUUUAUUUAUACACACAUUAGAGAGAUGCUAAUAAAUUUUAUUUUUAA